UGAUCUCGGAAGCCGCCGAGCCGUUUCUUCUUCCACCUAUCGUCACCGUUUGGUCACCAUUUGCGACAUGUCGACGGCAGAUACGACAAUGGUGGAAACACCAGUCGAAGCACCAGUCGAAGUAGAGCUUCUUGUAGCUCGACGUUCAAAACGGAGCACAGCGGGAAACAGGAUGGAGGCUGCACUGGCUGAAAUGUUAAUAGAUGACUCGAUAACAGACCUUGAUGAUGACGUCGAUUUUUCUGUCGACAGAUAUGAAGAAGAUGUCUUCGAGUCCGACUUUGAGAGCACAGACGAAGAGCCUCAAGGGGAAGGUGACGCAGGGGAACAGGAAGCACUAGACGAAGAAAAGCGAGCACGUAAGGCUGCUCGGAUUCGUAUAGAAAAGGCGACUGCUGCCGCUCAUGUCCGCCAGAAAGUCACAUUUAAUCCUGAAGCCUCGGCAUCUAGUGCCCCAGCGACCAAAUUGAGACCAAACCGUCGCGUCUCGUUGGGAACCGCCGUCGAUGCAGAGACAGGAGAAGUCAUUAAACGUGACGCCAAGGGGCAGCGACAUAGUAAAAGAACACACACAAUAAAGAACACAUCAGCGACAGCCAAGCGAUUCAAAAAGGGUGAAGAGAAGCGCGCUGCUCAGACACCGAAGAAGGUCAAGGCUCUCACCCGCGAAAUAACACAAGACGAACUCAUUGCCCGAGCACUCGAUAAUGAGGAGGGCAACAUUGUCGAACAUCGUGACUAUCUCAAACUCGAGGAGGAGAAACGGAAGCGCGCCCGAGUGGUGAGAGCUGCUGCCGAGGGCCCUCUACUGCGGUGGGUAAGCCGGAGCGAGGAAGUGAAAGUCCAAGUGGAAGUCACCCCGCCUCCGCCACCUGCAACCACGCCAGCAUAUAGCUACGGACACGGUUAUGGAGCUUACAACGCACCCAGUACAUCUACACCACUGACCUACCCCUACUACCCUUCAGCUAUGACAACGCAUUACCAAAAUCCGUACAUGCACUAUCUUCCCCCUCCUGCACCUCCUCCUGCACCUGUCUUCGAAGAACGAACAGAAAAGGUUAGCAAAAACUAUCUCGUCUAUGAACUUGCGCAAUACGAAAAAGCGCCCAAGCCAUCGUGGACCGAGUCGAUGGAGGUUAUUUUCGGUGAUCAUGUUAGAUGGGAUCAGGUCAAGGUGUAUAGUGGAAAGGGAAGACCUAUUUCGCGACCCAAGCAGAUCUGCCCAUUGACUGGUCAACCCGCGCCGUAUCUUGAUCCAAGGACGGGGGUACCGUUUGCUAACAUUUGCGCUUAUGAGACGCUCACGAAGCUGUUGAACCAUCAAUUUGUGUGGAGUACAGCGCUAGGGUGUUAUGUGAGGGAGGAAGAACCCACAGCAGAGGAUAAUAUGGAUACUUCGUAAAGUGUCUAAUUAUGUCGUUUACUCUUCGUCCCUAUAGCUAGCUAUCGUGGUCCCGAACGGUGAUGCAAGGCGUCAUCUUCUGAGAUGUGCCGUCGAAUGAACAGUUGCAAAUCAGCUGUAGCUACGUGUAUGCUAGGAUUGAUGGGCCAUCGAUAUUAAGUACUUGUGCUUCCCAG
Guyanagaster necrorhizus is the source of this 1581-nucleotide messenger RNA. RefSeq lists its product as uncharacterized. The record is from RefSeq and is a predicted model, not a curated record. Gene Ontology annotation, cellular component: nucleus. The coding region runs from base 68 to 1405 and encodes 445 amino acids. Lineage: Eukaryota; Fungi; Basidiomycota; Agaricomycetes; Agaricales; Physalacriaceae. The transcript has 6 exons.